AUGAUACGCAAAGGAAAAGAGACGAGUGCCUCCGUGUGCUUGGCUGCCGCAGUGAUUCUCACGUGUUGUUUGGUGCAAACGAUAGAUUGUUACCGAUUGAGGAAAACCGAGAGAAGAGAAGGACGAAAAGAAGCUGAUGCAACCAAAGAAACUGCCUUUCAAGGAGGGAGAAUCGUUUUCGGGAGAAGUUUUGAGGAAGCAUCCGGCCUUGACCCACAGGUGAUCCAAGGGACCAAGAAAUCUUCGUCAAACUCCUCCACAGAGGAUGAUGCUGCCUAUCAAGCUGACUUUGCAGGUAAAGUCUUGAGUUCUCCCUACAAAUUCAUCUAAGUGUUUGUUUGGUUUAAAUUGCAUAUUAUCUUAACGUGCUCAUUGCUUCUUCUUAGGGUGGUCAAAGGGAUACAUGCAAGAUACUGGCAGCAAAGAAGCAUUAUGGAAGCGCAUGGCGCCGUCCCUGCAGUGUGGUGGGGACCAGCUGAAGUUCAGAGCUGUGGGACCAGGUGUCUCACAAUUUACAGUCGAACGCGGUAAUGAACCUAAUACUUUUUUUUUUUUUUUUUUUCUAAUCGCUUCCUAAUAUCACCUGUUCAAUGUUGGCACUCACUGAGAAUUUCUCCACCCAGGGAAUGCACCACCAAUGCCUUUGUCGCAGGUCCCGUCCACCUGUGGCUACAACAUGCAGAGGAACCCUUUUGCACUAGAUAUGUCUGUCCCCUAUGAUGGCUGCAACAUGGUUCAAGAGGUAAUGUUUCCUGAAAUGUAAUAUAAUCUUGCUCUAGUCAUACUGGAGUGAAGAGAGGUGGUAACCUAAAAAGCUGGCAAAGUUAAAUGUUUGGGCUUGGCUUGGCAGAUUAAUACUAAGUGUUUAAGACAGAGGGCGUAUGUAUUUGUCACUGCCAUUGUCGCCAGCUCAUGGUUUUUAAACUGAUAGUGUAUUGCUUGGUUUUGUUAUGCUAUAACCCAUUGGUCAACAAUUGAAAAUUGGUUUCUAAUUUGCUUUCUCUUUGCUUCAAAGGGUGGGAAUUAUGUGCUCCCAAUGCGUUGGCAGGGAAUUCCUGUUUCUCUCUGGUGUCCCAAAUCGGCAGCUCCUGCACCUCAGACACCUCUUCAUCCUUCAUAUCAGCAAAUGCCCCAGAUGCCUGUCUUUCCACAAUAUGGCAUGCAUCCAUAUUCCUCAUAUCCCAAAGCUCUUCCAUCCUAUUACUAUCCACAGUAUCCUCAGGUUCCACAGUAUCCUCAGCACCCUCAGGUUCCACAGAAUCCUCAGGUUCCUCAGCAUCCCCAGCACCCUCAGGUUCCACAGUAUCCCCAGGUUCCACAGUAUCCCCAGGUUCCACAGUAUCCCCAGGUUCCACAGUAUCCCCAGGUUCCACAGUAUCCCCAGGUUCCACAGCAUCCCCAGGUUCCACAGCACCCUCAGGUUCCACAGCACCCUCAGGUUCCACAGAAUCCUCAGCACCCUCAGGUUCCAGACCCUUCAAAGGGGGUUACCACCACAACCACUCCAGCAAAACCCACACUCACAACAACUCAAUCUACAACUACCCAAGCUGCAACCACUCAGUCAACAACAACCAAAGAAGCUGCCAAACCGCCACCACAGUUUCCACCAUUUUUUCCUUUCUAUCCUCCUUUCUACCCUCCUUUUGUCCCUCCCUAUCCCCAGUAUCCAACUCCUAAAACUACUACGACAGCACCCACCACCACCACCAAAGCCCCUACAACUCCAUCACCUGCAGGCCUGCCACCAAAUUUCUAUCCUCCUGUCCCUGGACCUCCCUAUUCAUUCCUACCCUUCCCACCCAACUUCCCUCUAUUCUACCCUCGCCCUCCAGUUUAA
Xyrichtys novacula (pearly razorfish) is the source of this 1840-nucleotide messenger RNA. The record is from the annotation of a GenBank genome assembly. NCBI's taxonomy places the organism in Eukaryota, Metazoa, Chordata, Actinopteri, Labriformes, Labridae.